GUUUUUGCUGUCGUGUCCUUUUGAGACUGGUGUAAGCUUUUCUUUCCCCUCCCAAGUUGUGUUCAUUCACCACUGCCAGCUCUUUAUUUGACGUGGACUUCAUCGUCACCAGGAGAGGAGCUCACGGACUCAGCUUGCUUCAAACAAAUAAAACAAAAUGCCUGGACCAGCUGCAAGUGCAACCAAUGUUGGGGUUUCAAGCCGAUCCCCCAGUAAGACCGUGGCCCCCCGGGCAACAGGCUCCACUGUCAGGCAGAGGAAAGUAACCAGUAGCGGUACCCGUAGUGCUGGCAGGACCACUGGGUCAGCGGGCACCGGGGGAAUGUGGCGCUUCUACACCGAGGAUUCGCCGGGACUCAAAGUCGGCCCUGUGCCUGUGUUGGUGAUGAGCCUGCUCUUCAUCGCCUCGGUGUUCAUGCUUCACAUUUGGGGAAAAUACACGCGCUCUUAAUGACCACCGACCUUCGCCAUCUUAACACAUCGGACCAGGACCAAACCGCAGACCCCAUUGUCUCUCCCCUAAGUACCAAUCACAUAAAAACUGGAUUUUUAUGUGGGACAUUUUCAACACUUGGAUGUUUUCGUCCACAUCUUUGACACAGCAGCGCCUUCGGACAAUUAGAUUAAUUUCAGGCAUCCUCUCUUCUACAAAAAAAAUAUCCUUGAAGCCCGGAACAUUUUUUUUGUUAAAAGCAUUUGUACAAAAUGUAAUUUUUAUUUGUACAAUAAAAAAAAAAGGAAAUAAAA
Molecule: messenger RNA, 747 nt
Organism: Nerophis ophidion (straightnose pipefish)
Lineage: Eukaryota; Metazoa; Chordata; Actinopteri; Syngnathiformes; Syngnathidae
Gene: sec61b
Product: SEC61 translocon subunit beta
Exons: 4
Coding region: 158-451 (97 amino acids)
Biological process (GO): intracellular protein transport
Cellular component (GO): Sec61 translocon complex
Source: RefSeq, a predicted model, not a curated record